AUGUACACACUCUGUAAGCUCUUUCUAGCCGCUCUUUCAUUGACCACCCUGGUUGGUGCUCACCAUCCGUCACAUGCACACUCGCGUCACGGCCGUACUGCUGGCCAUAGACAGUCUACCAACAAAAUUUACACAUUUCAAGACUUUUAUCAGGGGGAGGAUUUCAUCAAUGAUUGGGACUUUUUCACAGGUUCGGACCCCACCAGUGGCAAUGUCAACUACCAAAGCAAAUUGGAGGCACAGUCCAAGGGACUUGCAUACGUCAAUGACUGUGAUAAUUCCACAGUUCUUGCAGUAGAUUCAACCAGUGCCGUUGCUCCCGGCAGCAAUCGUGACUCUGCCCAUAUCACAUCUCAGAAGAGCUAUAAUGGCGGUCUUUUUGUCAUUGACACCUCAAACAUGCCUGUCGGCUGCUCUACAUGGCCCACGGGUGAAAUCAACAUUGUCGAGGGCGUGAAUAACCAGGUGACAAACCAAAUGACUCUUCAUAGUGGCACGAGCCAAAGUUGUACUAUCGCAAAGUCAGGUGUUAGUGCCGAUCUGUCUACUGGCCAGGUCCUCGGGACUGACUGUUACAGUACCGGUAAUGCGGAUGCAGGCUGCAGCGUUGAGGACGCGGACACAAAUUCUUUUGGAUAUGGCUUCAACAAUGCAGGGGGCGGUGUCAUUGCGCUUCUGUGGGACACCUCUUCUGGCAUGUCAGUGUGGCACUUUGCUCAUUCUGAAAUCCCUGUGGAUCUUACGGCGCAAACGCCCAACCCUUCUACUUGGGGCACUCCAGCUGGUUUCUGGUUUGCACAGAGUUGUGACAUUUCAGCCAAUUUCUACGACCACCAGAUGACAGAGUACAACAAUCCUAGCUUUUUUCCUGGUCGUACUACUCAAGCGUUUGGCUGUUAA
Suillus plorans is the source of this 900-nucleotide messenger RNA. RefSeq names its product glycoside hydrolase family 16 protein. The coding region runs from base 1 to 900 and encodes 299 amino acids. The record is from RefSeq and is a predicted model, not a curated record. Gene Ontology annotation, biological process: glucan catabolic process. Lineage: Eukaryota; Fungi; Basidiomycota; Agaricomycetes; Boletales; Suillaceae. The transcript is spliced from 6 exons.